AUGAGUACUAUCAAAGAAGUAGCCGAAGAUUGCCAAACAGAAAUUGUUGCUCAACUCAAUGACGUUUUAGAGCAGAAAGGUGUUAAACAAGAAGUUCUUAAAAAUGCACAAGAUAUCGCAACAGUUGCAUGCCAGCAUCUUCUUGAUCCAGAAAAUAAAGCAGCCCUCAUGGAAUUUAAGGGUGUUCCAGAAGACAAGAAGUUCGAACUUCAGCUUAUUUAUGAUUUCUUGAAAUGCUCAGGAUUUAAUUUCACAGCAAAUUGCCUUAAAUACGAAUCACAGAGACCAGAAAUGCUCGGAGCAUACAACCGUCGCCAAUUUGGCAAGGAAUGCCACUUAUGCACUUAUGAUAGAACACCAUACUUAGUUCAGCUUUGUCGUGAAAUCCAGCGCCAAGAAGGCCAAAAUUAA
Messenger RNA from Trichomonas vaginalis G3, 411 nucleotides. RefSeq lists its product as uncharacterized. Bases 1 to 411 code for a protein of 136 amino acids. Lineage: Eukaryota; Parabasalia; Trichomonadida; Trichomonadidae. The record is from RefSeq and is a predicted model, not a curated record. The transcript has a single exon.